GUGGAGCUACCAACACACACAGUCAUUAGCAGAUGACCCUUUUGUAACAAACCAUGCUUUAAAAUGUAAACUGAGGGGGCAUUUUCCUUGAGUUGUCCAGAAGGAACUUUCUCCUGCCUGAGCCUGGAUUAAUCAUGAGAGAGCUUAUCAACAUUCCACUGAUUCACAUUCUUACCUUGGUUGCCUUCAGCGGGACUGAGAAACUUCCAAAAGCUCCUGUCAUCACCACUCCUCUUGAAACAGUGGAUGCCUUAGUUGAAGAAGUGGCUACUUUCAUGUGUGCAGUGGAAUCCUAUCCCCAGCCUGAAAUUUCCUGGACUAGAAAUAAAAUUCUCAUUAAGCUCUUUGAUACCCGGUACAGCAUCCGGGAGAAUGGGCAGCUCCUCACCAUCCUGAGUGUGGAGGACAGCGACGAUGGCAUUUACUGCUGCAUAGCCAACAAUGGCGUAGGAGGAGCUGCUGAGAGUUGUGGGGCUCUGCAAGUGAAGAUGAAACCUAAAAUAACUCGUCCUCCCAUAAAUGUAAAAAUAAUAGAAGGAUUAAAAGCAGUUCUACCAUGUACUACAAUGGGCAAUCCCAAACCAUCUGUGUCAUGGAUUAAGGGAGAUAGCACUCUCAGGGAAAAUUCCCGCAUUGCAGUUCUUGAAUCUGGGAGUUUAAGGAUUCAUAAUGUGCAAAAGGAAGAUGCAGGACAUUAUCGAUGUGUGGCAAAAAACAGCCUUGGGACGGCAUAUUCCAAAUUGGUGAAGCUGGAAGUUGAGGUUUUUGCCAGAAUCCUACGGGCUCCUGAAUCCCACAAUGUCACCUUUGGCUCCUUUGUGACUCUGCGCUGUACAGCAACAGGCAUCCCUGUCCCCAUCAUCACCUGGAUUGAAAACGGAAAUGCUGUUUCUUCUGGGUCCAUUCAAGAAAGUGUGAAAGACCGAGUGAUUGACUCAAGACUGCAGCUGUUUAUCACCAAGCCAGGACUCUACACAUGCAUAGCUACUAAUAAGCAUGGAGAGAAAUUCAGUACUGCAAAGGCCGCAGCCACUAUCAGUAUAGCAGAAUGGAGCAAACCACAGAAAGAUAACAAAGGCUACUGUGGCCAGUACAGAGGGGAGGUGUGCAAUGCUGUCCUGGCAAAAGAUGCUCUUGUUUUCUUCAACAACUCCUACGCAGACCCUGAGGAGGCCCAAGAACUACUGGUCUACACCGCCUGGAAUGAACUGAAAGCAGCGAGCCCACUCUGCAGGCCGGCUGCUGAGGCUUUGCUCUGUAACCACGUCUUCCAAGAAUGCAACCCUGGAGUAGUACCUACUCCUAUACCCAUCUGCAGAGAGUAUUGCCUGGCAGUAAAGGAACUCUUCUGUGCAAAAGAGUGGCUGGCAAUGGAAGAAAAGAACCACAGAAGACCCCACAGAUCUGGGACACAUCUGUCCUCCAUGCCAGAAUGCAGCAAGCUCCCCAGCAUGCACUGGGACCCCGUGGCCUGUUCCAGACUGCCGUAUUUAGAUUAUAAAAAAGAAAACCUAACAACAUUCCCACCAGUGACGUCCUCAAAGCCAAGUGUGGACAUUCCAAAUUUGCCUUCCUCCUCCUCCUCCUCCUUCUCUGUCUCACCUACAUACUCCAUGACUGUGAUAAUCUCCAUCAUGUCCAGCUUUGCAGUAUUUGUGCUUCUUACCAUAACUACUCUUUAUUGCUGCCGAAGACGGAAACAGUGGAAAAAUAAAAAAAGAGAAUCAGCAGCAGUAACCCUCACUACUCUUCCUUCUGAGCUCUUGCUAGACAGACUUCAUCCCAAUCCCAUGUACCAGAGGAUGCCACUCCUUCUGAAUCCCAAAUUGCUCAGCCUGGAGUAUCCAAGGAAUAACAUUGAAUAUGUGAGAGAUAUCGGUGAGGGAGCGUUCGGAAGGGUCUUUCAAGCAAGGGCUCCAGGCUUACUUCCCUCUGAACCUUUCACUAUGGUGGCAGUGAAGAUGCUCAAAGAAGAAGCUUCAGCAGACAUGCAAGCAGACUUUCAGAGGGAGGCAGCCCUCAUGGCAGAAUUUGAUAAUCCUAACAUUGUGAAACUCUUAGGGGUGUGUGCUGUGGGGAAACCCAUGUGCCUGCUCUUUGAGUACAUGGCCUAUGGCGACCUCAACGAGUUUCUUCGCAGCAUGUCUCCUCACACUGUGUGCAGCCUCAGCCACAGCGACUUGUCCACGAGGGCUCAGGUGUCCAGCCCUGGACCCCCACCCCUCUCCUGUGCUGAGCAGCUCUGCAUCGCCAGGCAGGUAGCAGCUGGCAUGGCUUACCUCUCAGAGCGCAAGUUUGUCCACCGGGAUUUAGCCACCAGGAACUGCCUGGUGGGUGAGAACAUGGUGGUGAAAAUUGCCGACUUUGGCCUCUCUAGGAACAUCUACUCAGCGGAUUACUACAAAGCUAAUGAAAAUGAUGCUAUCCCUAUUCGCUGGAUGCCUCCUGAGUCCAUUUUCUAUAACCGCUACACCACAGAGUCCGACGUAUGGGCCUACGGUGUGCUCCUGUGGGAGAUCUUCUCCUAUGGCCUGCAGCCCUACUAUGGGAUGGCCCAUGAGGAGGUCAUUUACUACGUGCGAGAUGGCAACAUCCUCUCCUGCCCUGAGAAUUGCCCCCUAGAGCUGUACAAUCUGAUGCGGCUCUGUUGGAGCCAGCUGCCUGCGGACAGACCCAGCUUCGCCAGUAUUCACCGAAUUCUGGAACGUAUGUGUGAGAGGGCAGAGGGAACUGUGAGUGUCUAAGGUCGAGGA
Molecule: messenger RNA, 2753 nt
Organism: Pteropus alecto (black flying fox)
Lineage: Eukaryota; Metazoa; Chordata; Mammalia; Chiroptera; Pteropodidae
Gene: MUSK
Product: muscle associated receptor tyrosine kinase
Exons: 15
Coding region: 135-2744 (869 amino acids)
Biological process (GO): multicellular organism development; cell surface receptor protein tyrosine kinase signaling pathway; protein phosphorylation
Cellular component (GO): signaling receptor complex
Molecular function (GO): transmembrane receptor protein tyrosine kinase activity; ATP binding; protein binding
Source: RefSeq, a predicted model, not a curated record